UGUGCGAAUGCGACCCGUCCAGAGAAAGACAAAUGAAUGGCGUAUUUAUGUGUUUUAACGCGCAAUGUUCGCCUAUGUUCUCGAACUAUCGCGGGCCGCGUACACGCCGCGUUCUAAUCUGUGCCAAGUGAUUUAUUCUCAUACGGUAACCUCGAUCGGCCGAGCCUCGCUGUGUCGCAGAAAGCACAUUGUCACUCGGUAGGCGUUGUUGCUGUCAUUUGGCUUCCUUCGCCCCGCGCUGUUUUCAAUCAUUUCCACGCCACUCCUGUGUUUCUUACGUACUAUCUCUACUUCGGUGGUAGAUAAAUCGGUCACUCAUCAAUCAGCGAGAGACUUUAGCGAGGUGUUACGAGUGUUACGAAUGCGGAACGUCAGACGUGUGUAAGCCAAUAUCUGACAGAACUACUACGGGCUUUAUCUUCAUAGAGAGAUCACUACAUUGGAUGUAAUUCGUACUACCAUGUUUACUAAGAAGAAAAAGAAACCGCAGAUCUCUACGCCGACCAAUUUCGAGCAUAGAGUGCAUACCGGGUUUGACAAACGUGAGGGCAAAUUUGUUGGACUGCCAUUACAAUGGGCUUCGAUAGUGGGCAAUAACCAGAUCCUGAAGUCAACCAACAGACCAUUACCCUUAGUCGAUCCAAGCGAAAUUACACCUACAGAAAUCCUUGAUUUAAAAACUAUCGUAAGAGGACAUAACGAUCCUAGGUUAGGAAGGCCACUCACAAAUGAGAAAACUAUGGAAAACGGCUUACCUAAAACCAGUACAGUAGCUCGAUCUAAUUCUCUACGUUCUUCAAGCCCACCACGGUUGAGGCGAGAUUAUAGGCAUAACAGCAAUCUUCCACCAUCUGUUCCCGAGGGCCAAGAGAUAUCUUCAAAUGUUCAUCAAGGUUUCGCAAAUUUUGGCAAGCCACAUAACUACAUCGAUAAACUGAGACAGAACUCCCCAAGUGUUGGCAGUGGCCUAAAUUCCACCAGCAUGCAGAACAUGAUUCCAAAUCUACAAAAUCUUAAUCCUAACAUGCAAUCGUCGCCAAAUUUAACUCACUCAGGAUCGAACGUACCAAACUUAUCUUUAAAUUUUCAAAAUUUAAGUCCUAUUGUAAACUCGCAAAUUACAGUACAAAGCCCAAAUACGCCACAGCUUCCUGAUUCAGAAUUUCAUAGACUAAAUUCGCAAAUAGCCAUGACAUCAAGUCAAUAUAAUGGCAAUGUACAGGGUUCAACUAUAGAUGCUUCAAGAGAACAUCAAGUAGGCCAAAAUGUGUUACUACACAAGCUACAACCAAAAAUUUCACCAGUGGGUUCAAUAGCCUCGCAACGGCCACUAAGCCAAUUGAGUUCACAUAAUAUUAACAAAUAUUCUCAGGCAUAUAACAUGCCUGAAAACCCAUCUAAUCUACAAUCACACUUGAAGAAGCCAAUGGAAACUUCGCAAUCGAUGCAUAAUUUAUCGAAACCAAGUAUAUCGUCCACGGUGUCAGGUGCUAGUUCUACUCCAGAUCAGAACCAGAACAUGAAAACCGCUGUCUCCUCAGGAAAUUUAGCAGUUGGUACAACAAGCUCAAACAAUACAAACAAACAAACAGCAGAGCAGAGACUUACGCAUGAACAAUUCAGGGCUGCUUUACAGAUGGUGGUAAGCCAAGGUGAUCCGAGAGAAAAUUUAGAGAAUUUCCUAAAGAUCGGUGAAGGUAGCACAGGGACCGUAUGCAUUGCUACUGAUAAGAGUACAAAUCGUCAAGUCGCGGUCAAGAAAAUGGAUUUAAGGAAACAACAAAGACGCGAAUUACUUUUCAACGAAGUUGUCAUCAUGAGAGACUAUCAUCAUCCAAAUAUUGUUGAGAUGUACGAUAGUUUCUUAGUAGAUGAUGAAUUAUGGGUCGUUAUGGAAUAUCUGGAAGGAGGCGCAUUAACUGAUAUCGUAACACACUCGAGGAUGGAUGAGAGUCAAAUAGCUACAGUAUGCUCUCAGUGUCUGAAACCACUGGCGUAUUUGCACUCGCAAGGUGUUAUACAUAGGGACAUUAAAUCUGACUCGAUAUUACUUACGGCAGACGGCAGAGUAAAACUGUCAGAUUUUGGUUUUUGUGCUCAAGUCUCCCAAGAAUUACCAAAGCGAAAAUCUCUCGUAGGAACUCCGUACUGGAUGAGUCCCGAAGUUAUUUCGAGGCUGCCAUAUGGACCUGAAGUAGAUAUCUGGUCAUUAGGAAUAAUGAUUAUUGAAAUGAUCGAUGGUGAACCACCAUUUUUUAAUGAACCACCUCUGCAAGCUAUGAGACGCAUCAGAGAUAUGCCACCACCAAAAUUAAAGAAUUCUCACAAAGUUAGUCCACGUCUACAAGGUUUCUUGGAACGAAUGCUGGUACGUGAUCCGGCACAACGAGCCACGGCAGCUGAAUUAUUGCAACAUCCAUUCCUUAGGCAGGCUCAAAGUCCUAGCAUCUUGAUUCCAUUAAUGAGAGGCGCCAGACAUACAAAUUGUUAACAAGAUUGUAAUAACUUCGUAAGUUGGAAUAUAUUAGUCAACGCAGAAACUGAUUACAGCAAUAAUCAUAUCGACGAUGAUAUCAUAUUAAAUCAACAAUUUGUUCACUAACCAUAGUUUUUGGUAAUUUUCGAGUUAACUAAAAAAACGAUAUCUCGCAAACUAAGAAAUUUUAAAGUAAAUUUUGCGAUAGACACGAUCGAUCGAAUGACAACUGAAUUUACAUAAUAUCAAAUAAUUCAAUUGUAUAUACAAUUACUUUUCUCGCUAUCCAAAUCUAAUGCAUUCUUGUAAACAAUUCGGUUAACGAAAAUUAAAAAGAGAUCUUCCAGAUUCUUCCAUAUUUUCUUAUAAGAAGAAUUCUGACUCGUUUUAGGUCGUUUGAAAAAUUCACUAAAAAAAAUAAACAAGCGGCACUAAAACCUUGCAAAAUAAUACGGACGUCCUAUUAUUAAUUCAAUAAACAUUAUAUAAUCAAUACAUACUUGAUAGAAACGUUCAAUAAUAUUUUUAUAAAUAGUGAUAUAACAGAUAAGUAGCCUCCAAUGGAAUGUUUCCAAAUUGUUAUUAAUAAACAAUUACAUUAUUAUACAAUGAUACAAAUAUUUAAAAAUAAGACUGAGUGAAUUUCGUAACUGAGAUUUCGUAACUGAGAUCUUGUGUUGUAGCUCUUAUUGGUUUUUUUUUUGUUGAUUGUGCAUCAAAGAACUUUGACGAAAAGUUGAUAAAAAUAGUUAGAAUUGAUUAAUAAAAAUAGAAAUAAGAAACGAGAAGCCUCGAUAUAGCAAAAAAAGUACAAAUGAAUUCUAUUCAUUGUAAAAAAAAAAUUUCAAUAAUAAGAGUUUGAAUAGCGAGGAAUAAUUUUUGACUACUAUUGUUUUGACGCUUAAGAAACCUGAAAGUGAAUUAAGAAAUCAAUUAUAACGUGUCAAAAAAUAAGAUCAAUUUUAAAAAUUUUCAAGAAAUGAAAAAAUAUGAAUUCCCAUGUCUCAAGGUUCCUGUAAACAUAUUCUAUAAUUUUUAACGACAACGGUGUUAUCGUUACGUUAUGUUGUGCGGAUGUAACACAUGGUAGAAAAGCUAUGCAUCGACAACUUAAGGAUAACGACAUUAUCGUUAAAAAUUACAUUAGAGCUCUACCAAUGAACUAUGUAUAUAUUGAAAUGUGGACUCCAAUAGAAAUGGAAGAUUAUAACCAAAAAUUGGAAUACCUCCAAGAAAAAUGGAAAAUUAUAACCAAACGGUCGUUUUCUAUUAUUGUACACUGAGCUAAAAACAUUUGUUCAGCGCACAAAAGUAUGGAGCAAUGGAUUGCCGGAAAAUGUUUAAUAAUUAAAUAAUUAUAAACACACAAAGAUUAAUUAAAAAAAAUGAAAAACUGCAGUCAUGUGAAAGCAUUUGACAGCUAUCUACGACUAGUUGAUUGAAUCAAGAAGGUUAAUAAAACUAGUAAUGUUAUGUAGUAAAGAACAUGGAAAAUCAUUGACCUAUCAAAAUUCGCGGGACAGAAAAAUGAUCCCUAAUGAACCUGUCUUUUUGUUUCCCGGGGCACUAAGCAUGGCAGUUCACAUUACAGUAUAUAGUUCAGUGAGGACUACUGACUACUCGCUGUAACCGUUCUUGUUUAAUAAUAUUAGAAGUGGGAAAACGCAUGCCAAGACUUCUUGCGUUGUACGUUCAAAUAAAAAGAUAUAUUCACAAAAUGAUAUUUAUGAUCGAUUCAGCACAUUUGUAAAAUUGCC
Messenger RNA from Dinoponera quadriceps, 4233 nucleotides. RefSeq names its product serine/threonine-protein kinase PAK mbt (gene mbt). Gene Ontology annotation, biological process: protein phosphorylation; regulation of MAPK cascade; intracellular signal transduction. The record is from RefSeq and is a predicted model, not a curated record. Bases 461 to 2491 code for a protein of 676 amino acids. The transcript has 7 exons. Gene Ontology annotation, cellular component: cytoplasm. Gene Ontology annotation, molecular function: protein serine/threonine kinase activity; ATP binding. NCBI's taxonomy places the organism in Eukaryota, Metazoa, Arthropoda, Insecta, Hymenoptera, Formicidae.